Molecule: messenger RNA, 2815 nt
Organism: Colias croceus (clouded yellow)
Lineage: Eukaryota; Metazoa; Arthropoda; Insecta; Lepidoptera; Pieridae
Exons: 4
Coding region: 357-2714 (785 amino acids)
Molecular function (GO): protein binding
Source: RefSeq, a predicted model, not a curated record
UCUCCUGACGCGCUUUUCGAAUUUUCCCAGUACGUUACAAUACGUUACAUAGUUAAAUACCAAUAUUAACGGAAACAAUUAUUUGAAUUAAGUGCUCUAAAAUUUAUUUAUUUUAAUUGUUGAAUUGUGAGGUGAUUAUUUUGUGUGGAAUUUAUUUAUUUGUGAAGGAAAUCAUUGACUUGAAUACGACGGGAAUGAUGUCGGAGUGGUUUGUUACGAGUAUAAAAUUUAGCAAGAUUUUGAAAAGAAUCUUUUUCAAAGAUUGUUUGCUGAGAAUUUGAGGAUCGUGGCGGACCAGGGGAUGACGCUCGGCGGUGAAGACGAAAAGCGUGGCGCGGGCUGAACAGGCGCGGGGGAUGUGGGUAUUGGUGAUGCUUGCUUUGGCGGCAGCCGUCACCGCCGAAUGCCCGCGUCAUUGCGAAUGCAAGUGGCGCAGUGGCAAGGAAUCGGCACUAUGCGCCAGAGCUGGCCUAAACGCAGUCCCCCCGCGCCUAGAUCCCACCACGCAACUUUUAGAUUUAGCCGAAAAUCGACUGACCACUCUUCGUGACGACGCAUUUGCUUCCGCUGGUCUUCUUAAUCUUCAACGUCUCUAUCUGCCCGCAUGUAAUCUACGAAGUAUACGACAGUACGCCUUCCGUGCUCUUGUGAACCUCGUGGAGUUAGAUCUCUCGCGCAAUCGUCUUGAAUCGAUACCAUCGCAUGCUUUUGAUUCCAUUCAGGAACUGCGAGAGCUUCGAUUGAAUGGAAAUCCUAUAACUAAAAUUAAAGACGAUGCCUUUGCACCAUUACCACAUUUAGUAAGGCUAAGUCUUAGUUCCUGUAAGAUAUCUGAUAUAGACCCUCGAGGUUUUAUUGGAUUAGAAGCUUCGUUGGAAUACUUGGAGCUAAGUAAAAAUAAACUACAAGUACUUCACGUCGCAGUCUUGGCACCUUUGAGGUCAUUAAAGGGUUUGGAGCUAGCUAACAAUCCAUGGGAUUGUAAUUGUGCUUUGAGACCACUAAGAGAUUGGAUGAUAAGAAAAAAUGUUCCUGCAACUAUCGUUCCAGAUUGUGCAUUGCCACCAAGAUUACUGCAUCAUUCGUGGGAUCGAUUAGAUUUGGAAGAUUUUGCCUGCCUUCCUGAAGUAACCACAUCCUCUAGUAACAUAAAAGGCACUGAAGGAGAAGAAGUGACAUUAGUUUGUAAAGUAUCUGGCAUACCAGCUCCAAGAGUGCGGUGGUUACGUUCCGGACGCUUAUUGGCAAACAGUACAAAUGCUAAUUCAGGAAGAGCUUUUUUAUUGCGAAGUGAAGGUCAGAAUAGUAAUUUAGUUAUAAAAUCAUCAGAAGUUCAAGAUUCUGGCCUUUAUACUUGCAAUGCAGAAAAUCGCGCUGGAAAAGUAGAAGUCAUUCUAAAUUUAACAAUUGAAAAGAAAUUACCCACGAAAGGAUUCGGUGGAAGAGCCUUAAUGGCAGGAAUGGCUGUGUCAGCAGUACUAGUAUUAAGUUCAUGUUUAAUAGGUCUGUGUAUAUAUGAAACCCGUAAAAAAAGACAGAUAGAUAGAUGGAAUGAACAAAUGGUAACUUCUAAUCAUAAUGAAAGUAGCUAUGAGAAAAUAGAAGCUAAUAUUAAAAGUAAUGUUGAAGUUCCCCGAGCAACGCCUUCUGAGAAUAGAAAAAGGGGUGACUAUCGAAAUGUACCUUCUCAUGAUCCAGAAGAAGAGUAUGAUUCACUUAGGAAAGGAGAUGGACGUAAUGAAAGAGAAGUGACUGGACAACCCUUAGAUCAAUCGUGGCGCAGAAAUGAAUUUGAUGUUUCCACAUCGAGGUCUGCUGAAAUUGUACAAGAUCUUCAUAUUCCACGAUUAAGCGAAUAUGCUGCGAGAUUACAGAAGAAUGUGGAGUCGAUACAAAAUUCCAAAUCGGCAGGCCUUUUAAGUGGUCGCGUAGAGAUGUUAUCAGAAAAUAGUCGAUUUAACAACAACGCUCGAUCUUGUCCUCAGACCCGAAUACGUGAACGUCUCGAUAAUGAUCUCUCUGGAAGCGACAGCGAAAAAAACUACCCCGAUCUCAUAGAAAUGAGUGCUUUAGGUACGAGUUCAUAUUUCCGAAGUGAUUCAAAACAGGAUCCUUAUUAUUUUUAUACAAUCCCAAGGAGAAAAGAUGGUGAUAGCCGAAGUCCUCUUUUAAGUAGCCGUCGAAAUAGUUCCGGUGGAGAUUCUGUAACGUACCUCGAUCGAGCUUACGAAAAAAGUCGACAGAAGCCACCUGGAAGAAGAUCAAAUAGUUUUUUAGAUCUAUCGGUAGGUGGCAGUCGUUCACGUAGAAAUCCAAGUCUACCUGCUUCUCCAAAUAGAGAGCCAUCAUCUGUUCCGUCCGCUACUCCACUUCUUGAUCUGUCCGGUCUUCGAGAUUAUACCCAAACGAGUCCGCCUUUUGAGGAUUUUGACUUUCGAGCGUCCCAACUUGAAAGAUUUUUAGAGGAAUACAGAAGUCUCAGGGAACAAUUGUCUAGAAUGAAAGAAACUAGAGAAAAUUUACAAAGAACAAGAGCUGUAGAACACGAAGAGCUAAGAUCUAUUCUUAAGGGAAAACCAAGUAUUGCAGUUACUGAAACUUCUUCGUCUGUAGCCUUGGCCGACUCAUCGUCACCCUUGGCUCUCAGUCCACCCGAAUAUAAACCCCAACAGUCUCGACCGGAAUGGUUAACGACGUUACUCUAUCGUAAUUAAUGUAAAUAUACUGUAAAUCGAACUGAACAAAAUAAAAUUGUUUUAAGUGAAGUGAUAAUAAUAGUCAUUCUUUUUAAAGUUGAAAUAAAUUUUGAAGUCGA